This is a messenger RNA of Stegostoma tigrinum, 349 nucleotides long. Its product is annotated as ovomucoid-like. The transcript is spliced from 4 exons. The record is from RefSeq and is a predicted model, not a curated record. Gene Ontology annotation, molecular function: protein binding. Bases 13 to 297 code for a protein of 94 amino acids. NCBI's taxonomy places the organism in Eukaryota, Metazoa, Chordata, Chondrichthyes, Orectolobiformes, Stegostomatidae.
AACACUGGGCAGAUGAAACUGUCUAAACACAUUCAACCAUCUGACUCAAUGAAGAUGGGCAGAGUGUUUCUCGUCACCAUGAUUGCAUUUCUUGCUACUGUCGAUCUGGCCAAAAUUCAACUUUCCGAUAAGAAUGAGCCACAUUGUGAAGACUAUCCUAAUGCCCCUAUAUGUACUAGAGAGUAUAUUCCAGUUUGUGAUAUCGAUGGAAAUACAUUUCCAAAUCGAUGUGUGCUGUGUGGUGAAAUAAGAUUGAGUGGCAAUAAGAUCUUAAUAAAACACUUUGGAGAAUGUUAAUUCCACAAGCACGAUAAUGUUCCGACCUGUCUUUCCAAAAAUGCAAUAAAGA